GCAGUCACAAUACGGCCACACUACACACUCAUAGAGAAAAAAUAUAGUAAAUAAAAAGGCUUUGCCGAAUUCAGGAUAGCUUUUGCCUGCACCGUGGGUGCUCAGCCAACAUGGUCAUUCCAAAGGAGAUCCUAAGCGACUUCAAGGAGCUAUACGAGAAGGCCAACCGUCUGGUGGAGGAGGAGAGCCGCAAUGAUCCGCCCACGGAUCCAUUCCGCUCCCAUUAUAAAGCGCGCGAUGUGCUAAUUGUCUUGAAGAAGCAGCUGGACGACCAACUGGUAUCUGUGCAGGCCAGCGAGGAGGACGGUGGUCAGGACGAUCGCUGCUAUCACUCUCUGUUGGCCUUCGUUUGCCGGGAUCUAGGCAGGAUCUACAUCUACACAGAGGAGCAGGCAGAGGGCGAAAAGAUGCUCAAUCGUUGUCUGGAACUAGUCACGCCGUUUAAGGAGUGCCCUGAGGGCAUCAUUCCAUUCAUUGGGGCAAUCAACGAGCUUAGCAUUGUGCUGGCCUCCAAGGAAGAGUACAAUAAGGGACUGGAAAUUCUCCUGGAGGCAGAAAAAAUCUACGAGGACUUCAAAGCCAGUGGUCUGAAGCCCCUGGCCAUUCAAGAUGUGUUCAAUCCUCCGGAGGAGGGACAACAAUCUCACGAAGCUGGUCCCAAGGAACUGGAAUCCCUGUACACGCUAGUCUCAUUUUACAUGGCGCAAAUGUACGGGCAUUUGGGUGAGCCGGAAAAGUCGGCCAAGUGCUGCCAUCGCACCCUCCAUCGACAGCUUGAGUCAAAAACAUACGAUCCCAUUGAUUUCGCACUGAACACCGCCACCUUGUCACAGUUCUAUAUUGGAGAGAAGCGCUUCGAGGAGGCCCGUCAUCACCUGGCCGCUGCUACGCUCAUCAUGGCCGAAUAUGAGGUGCACAUGCUGGAGCCGGAGAUGAGCGAGAAGCAGCGCCAGGACGUGUCGGAGACCUUUAAACAUCGCUACGCCGAUGUGGCACGCUGUUGGGCCAAAUAUGGAUUGUAUUUAAUGAACACAUCCAAGCUUCGGCUGAUGCGGGACGAAGAUGACGAGGAUGCCAAGAACCUGGAGAUCGUUCUGCGCAAUAUGCGGCUGGUCGAGGCGGAACAGUCCCGGUUUCCUGGACUUGACCUCACCGCGUGUGAAAAUCGUAUUAGUUGUGAAUACUGCCUGACCUUCGACGAUGCCAAGUUGGUGUUUCAUUUUGUGAACGAGUGGCUCGACAUAGCCAAGGACUAUUACAAGGCCGAGAACGAAGCUACUGAGUAUUCAAAGAUAAUGCAGGAUUACGCCGAAGCGUAUGAGCACAUUGCCUUCUUCGAGGAGAAUCCAGAAAACCAGGCCAAGAUGCAAAAGCGUCGCGCCAAGUAUCUGGAAGAUCUUUUGGAUCUGCUUGACCCCAUCUUUUACAUGAAGAUAUGCCGAGAAUGCUGGUAUGGAGCCGGCACAGCUCAUGCUGCCGUGAUGGAUGUCCGUCUCGACAUCAUUCGGGCCACUAGCACGCCAGCGCCGGAGGACAUCAAGAAGGUCAAUCAGAGCUGUAUGAAGGCCAUCAAGCACUUUGAGAGCUAUGUCAAAUCCUAUCUGGUCAAACCGCCCAGCGAGGAAUGGCGACCCAACAUGGACGUGGAGGAGCAACGCCACAUGCUCUACGCCCACUUCCACAUCGGUCGCAUCUACUACAAGCUGAUCAGUGGCCAUCCGCUCCAGCAGCUGGAGCACCUAACUAGUUGCCACACCUACUACCAGAGAUUCGAUGCUGGUUGCCAGCUGCACAAGGAGGCGGCCGAGACGCUGCAGGGCGAGAUUGGUGUUGUGCGUGAAAUGCUCCAGCUGUUGCCGCUCAAGAUAAACACGAUUAAGGCCAGGUUGAACAAGGCUGGGCUAACCGCGUGAGAAUUUCCAAAAAAUUAAUUGCAUUUGCUAAAAGCUUUAUACGUAGUCAAAAUAAAUCGCGUUUCUUUCAAGG
Messenger RNA from Drosophila melanogaster (fruit fly), 1986 nucleotides. RefSeq lists its product as uncharacterized. The transcript has a single exon. Bases 111 to 1913 code for a protein of 600 amino acids. The record is from RefSeq and is marked reviewed. Gene Ontology annotation, cellular component: cytoskeleton. Lineage: Eukaryota; Metazoa; Arthropoda; Insecta; Diptera; Drosophilidae.